CUACCUGCGCACACUUCCUGUCCAAACGUCACUGCCUGCUGCUGCUGCUGCUGCUAUGUUUUCGAAACUGCGUCGUCAACGGAAUAAAUCUACCUGCAGGAAUCCCCCCGUGUAGUCCUUAUAGCUGAUGGAGGUUAUAUCACUUCUGUGACAGGGCAGUCUUUUCGUUAGGGAACUUUGUCUCAGCUAGAACAGGCCAUUUUCCGCAAACCAGCUUCAAAGUUCUUUGUUUUAUUAUCCACUUCCGGAAAAGCCUUUCAGAAUUAUGAAAUACAGCCUUCAGAAACUAGCAUGUGAACUGUGGCAUUCAAUCAAGCUGUGAAUACUGAGGAAACUUAUGCUGAGGAUACAGCUGUCCUUCUUUUUCUGAAGAUUGUUGCUGUUAAGUGGAUUUGUGUUAUUUCCUGUGCAGUCAGGCGGGAGCCAAAAAUGAACCUCAACUAGCCACACUUUUCCUUUGUUCUCUUGUUCCCCAGAAAUGUAAGAUGAGGAGACAAAGCGGGCAGACAGCUCUCCCUUCUCUGGACUAAACCCUUGUCUCGACAAGUUUUUCUCCUGACAAGGCCCAGAUAGAGAGUGAAGAUUUGAAGACACGUCUCCAAUCUAGAGCGAGUAGAGCUCACAGGGCCAUGGCAGAACAUAUGGACCUAGCAUCGCCGUGUAGCCUAACCUGGUCGCGGGUGUGCAAAGAGUGUGGACAGUGUCAUGACAGCCAAGAUAACCACAUUUACGAGUACCAGGAUGAGGUGGAUGAUGAGCUCGUGUGUCACAUAUGUCUACAGCCACUGCUCCAGCCAGUGGACACACCAUGUGGACACACAUACUGCCUACAGUGUCUGAGCAGCUUCUUGCGUGAACAAGACUUUUGCCCCGUGGACCGACAGCGAGUGGCAUUGCAACAGUGCCGGUCUGCCAGCCUGCUGGUGCGCAACCUGCUCGAUAAGCUCACCGUGCAGUGUCCUUUCCACAGUGAGUGCCAGCAUAGCAUGCAGCGCUGUGAGCUACAGCCCCAUCUGCACAACAGAUGUCCUGCAUUCAGGCGGCUCAGGGAAGAGUCUGAGAAGAGGAAGAGACCUGCCUGGAGUGAGUUUAAGGGAAGCAAGCCCGAGGAAGAAUCUGAUGCCAAAUCCAACCCUACACCUCCACGUACAAAUAUUUCUCGUGGACCCCCAGAGCCUGGCAUGGUCAAUCCUGCCUUUGAGGAGGCAGAGGAUGGAGCUCCCCUCAGGUCCAGUCUCGUUGCAGAAGCAAAUAUUAUCGAGCUGUUUCGUGAGGAUCCAGGGGAAGUUUUAGGUUUACGCAUAGUCGGAGGGAAGGACACACCCUUGGGGAAUAUUGUCAUUCAGGAGAUUGUGCGUGACUCUGUGGCUGCCCGUAAUGCCAAACUCGCCCCAGGGGAUCACAUUUUAGAGGCAAAUGACGUGAGCCUUGCUUCUGUCCCACAUGCUCAGGCCAUCACUGUGCUGCAGCGGCCAUGCUCUGUUCUUAGGCUUACAGUUAUGCAAGAAAAGGGCUUCAAGACAAGGCCUGAGCUUCACAUGCAGCCUUCUACGGCUUCUAUAAUUCAACCGCCACAGAACCCAGGCACGGUGAUUCAGGUGACUCUAGUGAAACGAGAGCGCUCCGAGCCACUUGGCAUCAAGCUUAUCCGCAAGUCAGAUGAACUGGGCGUCUUCAUCCUAGACCUGUUGCCUGGAGGUUUGGCUGCCAAGGAUGGCAAACUGCGCAACAAUGACAAAGUGCUGGCCAUCAACGGACAUGAUUUGAGGCAUGGUACACCAGAGAGCGCUGCACAGAUCAUCCAGGCAAGUGAGGUACGAGUUAAUUUUGUGGUGAUGAGACCGCCUGAGUCCACUGAAGAGGGAAGUGAACAGCAGAACAGAGGAGCUAGGAGAGGUGUGGAAAACCAGUAUUUCAGACGACGCUCUACAUUCAUGAAGGAUCCUCCUGGUGGAUUCUCCAGUCAGGAAAAAACAGUGAGUUUGAAGAAGGAGCCAAAACAUUCACUGGGUAUCACAAUUGCUGGUGGGAGAGACAGCCGCAGUCAUCUCCCUGUGUACAUUACCAGCGUGCAGCCAGUCGGCUGCCUGCACAGAGACGGUACCAUCAAACCAGGUGAUGUGUUGCUAAGCAUCAAUUCCGUUGACCUGACCCAGCUGACUUACAAUGAAGCAGUGUCUGUGCUGAAGACACAGACAGCCCAGAGCUCAGUGACACUACGCGUCAUCCGCACCAUUACAAAAGAGGAAGAGGAGGACGCAGAGGCAGCAAAUCAAGAGGAAAUGGACACAGUAGAGAACCCCAGAGAGGAUGACAUCAAUUGGUCCCCUCUGUGGACUCGCUGGCUGGGUCUGCCCAGCCACAUGCACUGGUGUCGUGACAUUGUGUUGUUAAAAACCAACAAUGAGAGCUGGGGCUUUAGCAUUGUGGGAGGAUAUGAAGAAAGUCGAGGUCAACAGCCCUUCUUCAUAAAGACCAUAGUGCCUGGAACUCCUGCCCACUUUGAUGGCCGUCUCAAGUGUGGUGAUGAAAUUGUGGCUGUGAAUGGAGCUACUACAGUGGGCAUGAACAACUCGUCCCUGAUUCCUAUGCUGAAACUUCAGAGGAAUAAAGUCACACUUACUGUAGUAUCCUGGCCUGGCAGCAUCGUAUAACAUCUGACUGUUCUUUCUGGUUUCUGAUAUGAGUUUUUGAAACUGGUUUUGGUGCUUUGAAAUUCAAUGCAAAUAGAUCAAAUUUAAUCAAGCAAUAUCUGGAGAUGUUUACUCCCCCUUCCUUGUAGAAGUGUUCUUAUUAGAGACAUGAUACAAUACUCUUAAGCACAUACAAACUGGAAUCUGCACCAUCAGUUAAUAAUUCAAGAUGAUCACCAAGCAUGGGUCAGUUUUAUUGAACAUUUAUUUUUUUUGAGUGACAACAAAGUGCUAACCUGUGUGUGUUUUGCGAUGGGGUACAUGCACUAGUGCUGUACUACUUUCUGACUUGGUGAAUUUUAAUAACAAAAAAUGCUUAAUAGUGACCAUUGCAAAGUCUUUUAAAAAGUCUUUUUAUGGCUGUAAUUACAUGUUCAUUAUUUUCAUGCUAUUGUCUUUUAGCAUUUUUGUGACCAUAUCUGGUCUGGUAGCUGUUGCCUGUUUUUGACUAUAAAACUAAGUCAUGGCUAUUAUGUUUCAUUCAUUUCAUGUAUUUCUAUUCGACUUGUGUAUGUAUAGAAACCACCUGCCUUAACUGCUAAAAUACCAAAAAUGCCAUGUUCAUUUAUUUCUCUCUUUGUUUCUUUCUUUGUUUUCUUUUUUCCUUCAGCAAUAGAAAGAGCUAUAACCAACCAAUAUAAUAAAGGGUUCUGAUUUAUUUUAUGCUA
Silurus meridionalis is the source of this 3361-nucleotide messenger RNA. RefSeq names its product ligand of numb-protein X 2b (gene lnx2b). The coding region runs from base 630 to 2654 and encodes 674 amino acids. Gene Ontology annotation, molecular function: protein binding; ubiquitin-protein transferase activity. The record is from RefSeq and is a predicted model, not a curated record. The transcript is spliced from 10 exons. NCBI's taxonomy places the organism in Eukaryota, Metazoa, Chordata, Actinopteri, Siluriformes, Siluridae.